UCCACCAGCCAAUUACCUGGCCCUUGCCUGCCCCCCUUUCUUCCCGGUGGCCACCAUCAGAUCGCAGGAGCUGCCGUGGCCUGACUCAGCCAAUAUGGAGGGGGGUGCUGGGACUGUCCCCUGUGAACACUUUGAGGCCAACGUGCUUGCCCAGGGUUGCUGUCAAAACUGCUUUCACCCCGAGGAGGCCCACAGAGCGAGGAGCCAGGAGCCGGGGAGCCCUCCAGGUGCUGAGGUGCCUUACUGCGACCUGCCUCGCCGCCUGCCUGUCUCUGAGGGUCCUCUCGGUUCCUCGACCUCCGGCUGCCAGUCCGUGGUGGGCCUGGGCCUUGGGCCAGGGCCAGAGAGGGGCCCGUCAGCAGGGUCCUCUGCAGAGGGCCCCACAGCCGCCCCCAGGAGCCAGGGCCAAGAGGCAGUGCCCUACCUGGAGGGUCUGGCCUCCUCCCUGAGCGGCAACUUCGACGAAGGCCCCGACUCCGGCACCAGCUCCAGCCCUGAGUGCAACACCCCUGAUGAUCCCAGCGACUCGUCCUCCGUGGACUGGGACACUGUUGAAAGGCAGGAAGAGGCUCCCAGCUGGGACGAGCUCACCGUGAUGAUCCCAAGGAAGCCCCAGGAGGGACCCAGAGCUGACAGUGCCCGAAGGGUUCCAUGUCCCGUCACCCGGGCCCCUGCGGGAGGAGAUACCGCAGGCCAGAGAAAGGAAGACACCUGCAGGCGGAGCCGAAGUGCUGGUCAGCACUGGGCCAAGCUCCGGGGAGAAAGUGGAUACUUCUUGGAGCAGCACCGCUCAGCGCUGACCCAGGCUUCCUGUGCAACGCCACAGAGCGGACCUCGAAGUGCCACCCCCCAGGCUUCCUCUCUCCAUCGUUCUACCCAAAGGGACGUUAUCCAGACUGCUUCCACGCAGCUUGCUAACCCCCGAGCCUCCUCUCCCCCACAAAUCACCCAACGGGACCACCCCAGGACCUCUUUCACACAGCAAAACACCCCCAGUGCAUCCUCUCCUUCAAGACUUGCCCAACGGGAUAACCCCAGAGCCUCCUCUCCCAACAGAACCACUCAACGGGACAACCCCAGGACAUCCUGUGCCCAACGGGACAACGCCAGAGUGUCCUCUCCCAACAGAACCACUCCACGGGACAACCCCAGGACAUCCUGUGCCCAACGGGACAAUCCCAGAGCCUCCUCUCCCAACAGAACCACUCCACGGGACAACCCCAGGACAUCCUGUGCCCAACGGGACAAUCCCAGAGCCUCCUCUCACAGAACCACUCCACGGGACAACCCCAGGACAUCCUGUGCCCAACGGGACAAUCCCAGAGCCUCCUCUCCCAACAGAACCACUCCACGGGACAACCCCAGGACAUCCUGUGCCCAACGGGACAAUCCCAGAGCCUCUUCUCCCAACAGAGCCACCCAACGGGACAACCCCAGGACAUCCUGUGCCCAACGGGACAAUCCCAGAGCCUCCUCUCCCAACAGAGCCACCCAACGGGACAACCCCAGGACAUCCUGUGCCCAACGGGACAAUCCCAGAGCCUCCUCUCCCAACAGAACCACCCAACGGGACAAUCCCAGAGCCUCCUCUCCCAACAGAACCACCCAACGGGACAACCUCAGAGCCUCCUCUCCCAACAGAACCACUUCACGGGACAACCCCAGGACAUCCUGUGAACGGGACAAUCCCAGAGCCUUCCUCUCUCACAGAACCACUCCACGGGACAACCCCAGAACAUCCUGUGCCCAACGGGACAACGCCAGAGCCUCCUCUCCCGACAGAACCACCCAACGGGACAACCCCAGAGCCUCCUCUCCCAACAGAACCACUCACGGACAACCCAGGGCAUCCUGUGCCCAACGGGACAAUCCCAGGACCUCUUCUACCCAAAAGGACAACCUUAAAACCUCUUGUACCCAAUGGAACAACCUCAGAACCUCUUCUACUCAACGAGACUACCCGCAAUCUUCCUCUCGGCAGGACAACCCUGGAACUUCCUCCCCUCGAUGCUCCACUCAACGGAACAAUCCCCGGAAUGCUUCUCCCCAUCGUACUAACAAAGAUAUCCCCUGGGCCCCUUUCCCUCGCCCAACCCAGAGUGAAGGCCCCCGAACCUCCUCCCCAUCUCGCUCCAAGCAAAGUGAGGUCCCCUGGGCAUCCAUUGCCCUUCGGCCAACCCAAGGUGACAGGCCUCAGACCUCAUCUCCCAGUAGGCCAGCUCAGCGUGACCCACUGUCCUCCUCUGGAUCUACUCAGUAUAGCCCACCACCCCGGGCCACUUCCUCUUCCCAUAACCUGGGCCACCACAGUGCCUCCCGGACUUCUUCACCUCCGUACCCUGCUACCCGCGGGGCACCCCAGACCUCUUCUGAGCCCUCCCAGCCUCCAUGUUCUGUGUGUAUUGGGCAUCGGGAUGCACCUCGAGCUUCUUCCCCUCCUCGCUAUUUGCAACAUGACCCCUUCCCUUUCUUCCCAGACCCCCAUGCAUCUGAGAGUGAAUCACCCCACCACAACCCCCCCUAUAUACCUCCAGCUGUGUGCAUCGGACACCGGGAUGCCCCCCGGGCCUCCUCACCCCCCCGCCACGCCCAGUUUGAUCCCUUUCCCUUCCUCCCAGACACAUCAGAUGCUGAGACUCAGUCCCCCCAGCACGAUCCUCCUCAGUUCCCCCCACCUGUAUGUAUCGGGUACCGUGAUGCACCCCGGGCCUCCUCCCCGCCGCGCCAGGCCCCAGAGCCCUCCCUCCUGUUCCAGGAUCUCCCCAGGGCCAGCACCGAGAGCCUUGUCCCCUCCACAGACUCUCUGCACGAGCCCCCCCACAUCCCCACCCCUGUGUGCAUUGGGCACCGGGAUGCCCCCUCCUUCUCAUCCCCACCACGCCAGGCCCCUGAGCCCUCCCUUUUCUUCCAGGAUCCCCCAGGGACUAGUAUGGAGAGCCUGGCCCCCUCCACCGACUCUCUGCAUGGCUCCCCAGUGCUGCCCCCCCAAGUGUGCAUCGGACACCGGGAUGCACCUCGAGCCUCCUCCCCGCCCCGCCACCCCCCCAGUGACCUAGCGCUCCUGGUAUCCUCACCUCCGCCGGGCGGCUCCGGGGGCUCCCGGGGCUCGGCGCCCCCUGGGGAGACCAGGCCACAACUUGGAGAGGGAGGUAGUACAGCAUGCUGGCCGACCUGCCCCCCGCCCAGGAGGCUGGCGCAGAGGGAGCCAGGCCCCCAGGGCGGCAACGGGGGCCGUACCCGCAGCCCUGGCCGAGCGGAGGUGGAGCGCCUCUUCGGGCAAGAGCGCAGGAAGUCCGAGGCGCCGGGGGCCUUCCAGGCCCGGGACGAGGGGCGGUCGCAGCGGCCCAGCCAAGGUCAGAGCCAGCUUCUCCGAAGACAGUCCAGCCCUGCCCUCAGCAGGGAGGUAACCAAGCCCCUUGCGAAGCAGGCAGAGCCGGCCCGGCGGAGCCAAGCGGAGCCCCCUCAUCCCAGGAGCCCCGAGAGGCGGCCUGAAGGGGACCGGAGGCUCCAGGGGUCCUCGCUGCCCCCGAGGACAUCAGCCUGGACCCCUGAGAGGGAGCGGCGGCCAGAAAGAUCUCUGGAAAGUGGCCGGGCAGGCCCAAGACAGUCUCCGGGGGGCCGGCAGAGUCAGGAGGAGUCUCCAGGUGCCCAGGGCCCUCACAGAUACAUGGAGAGAGGCUGGGCAGCCUGCCAGAGCUGUGUCCUCACCAGCCUACGAGCCCCCCGGAGAGCUCCAGGGUAGGCCCCGA
Messenger RNA from Lynx canadensis (Canada lynx), 3749 nucleotides. RefSeq names its product TRIO and F-actin binding protein (gene TRIOBP). Gene Ontology annotation, cellular component: actin cytoskeleton. Gene Ontology annotation, molecular function: actin filament binding. NCBI's taxonomy places the organism in Eukaryota, Metazoa, Chordata, Mammalia, Carnivora, Felidae. The record is from RefSeq and is a predicted model, not a curated record. Gene Ontology annotation, biological process: positive regulation of substrate adhesion-dependent cell spreading; actin filament organization.